UGUCCUCCUCCCACAUCUAAACCUCUCUUCUUCCAUUUGGGGUUUGGAUUCCUUGUGUUUCAAUCUUCGAGUUUUCCAGUGAGAGAUUGAAAAGGGAGAUUCCUAGCAGUGUCCAAAGAUUCUUUAGGGUUCUUCAUUCUCUGUUCAACAAUUUGCCUAAAACUUGGUCAGCCAUGGAUCCUAAGAACGCGACAGCAGAGCUUGUUAUUAGGCACAAAGAUUCUUCGUCUUCGUCUUCGUCAGGUUCCUCACAGGAAAACAUUGUCCUCGAACAAUUACCCCUACAAGACCAUCAAAGUUUUUCUUUUGUCAGCUCCGCCGGAGAUUCAGACAGACAAUCACCAGCAGGCUAUGACCCGAAUCGGAUUCCAUCAUCCAUCUUUUCCAGUAAACCUACAAGUCCCAUGGAUUGGAGCGUUGCAUCCAAUGAAUCAUUGUUUAGUAUUCAGAUGGGGAACAACAGCUUCACCAGGGAACAAUAUGCUUUUAUGUUGUAUAAAUCAGGGGAAUUGUCCAAGGCAGAGGAGCUCUGCAAUGUACAGGGAAAUCAACUGCCACCCGUUCAAAAAAAGGAGAAUGUGGCUACGAUGGGGGGCGACGUUAAGGAGGAGAACUUGGGAGUGACAAGAGCUCCGGUUGAUGCUAUAAAGGAGGAUUCUGGUGGUGCUAAAAUAAUGGAAGAACAUGAGAUGGAAAAAGUUGCACCGGUUAUGGAGGCCUCUAAUUCAACUCUAUGUGUCUCUACUCAUUCUGAUGGGAACGGAAGUAAUCACAGCACUCAAUCCUUUGCAUUCCCAGUAUUGGCACCUACGAGCGAUAAUGGAAGAAACUGCUCUGUCAAGGUAGACCCAAAAGACCAUGAGGCACAAAGGCAGAUGCAGUCACAGGAACAACCGAUACCAAAGCAGUCUCUGGGAGAGGAACAAGUGCAAGCAAAGGCUUCGGGUCGUCGAUGGUUUUCUUGCUUCUCUUGCUGCCCAUCACGUUGUAUUUCAUAAUCAAUAUCCUUAAUUACUUUAUCUACUUUGCUUGCAAUAUAAACUCAUCUACUACCU
Molecule: messenger RNA, 1055 nt
Organism: Rubroshorea leprosula
Lineage: Eukaryota; Viridiplantae; Streptophyta; Magnoliopsida; Malvales; Dipterocarpaceae
Source: the annotation of a GenBank genome assembly